CCGCUUCCGUCUCCUCCCUCCUCCCGCUUGUCCUCCGCUCGCAGUCGCCACCGAAGCGGCCGCUGCCGGGCGCCGUGUCGGGAGGUCGGUUGGCUUGGCCGUCAGCGUCGGUGUCCGUGCCGUUGAACUGCCCGUUAUGGCUGAGCUGGAUCCGUUCGGCGCCCCGGCCGGUGCCCCCGGCGGUCCCGCGCUGGGGAACGGGGUGGCCGGCGCCGGCGAAGAAGACCCGGCCGCGGCCUUCCUGGCGCAGCAGGAGAGCGAGAUCGCGGGCAUCGAGAACGACGAGGCCUUCGCCAUCCUGGACGGCGGCGCCCCCGGCCCCCAGCCGCACGGCGAGCCGCCGGGGGGUCCCGAUGCUGUUGAUGGAGUGAUGAAUGGUGAAUACUACCAGGAGAGUAAUGGUCCGACAGACAGUUACGCAGCUAUUUCACAAGUGGAUCGAUUGCAGUCAGAGCCUGAGAGUAUCCGCAAGUGGAGAGAAGAGCAAACGGAACGCUUGGAAGCCCUUGAUGCCAACUCUCGGAAGCAAGAAGCAGAGUGGAAAGAGAAAGCGAUAAAGGAGCUGGAAGAGUGGUACGCGAGGCAGGACGAGCAGCUACAGAAAACAAAAGCAAACAACAGGGCAGCAGAAGAAGCCUUUGUAAACGACAUUGAUGAGUCAUCCCCAGGCACUGAGUGGGAACGGGUGGCCCGGCUGUGUGACUUUAAUCCCAAGUCCAGCAAGCAGGCCAAAGACGUCUCCCGCAUGCGCUCUGUCCUCAUCUCCCUCAAGCAGGCCCCCCUGGUGCACUGAAGAGCCACCCCGUGGAACACUACAUCUGCAAUAUCUUAAUCCUACUGAGUGAAGCUCUUCACAGUAAUUGGAUUAAUUAUGUUGAGUUCUUUUGGACCAAACCUUUGUCUUUAGAGUUGAUCAUUGUUUGUGAUUGCAUGUUUCCUUCAACUGUGUUCUCCCUGGCAUUCUGAGAGGAGGGGGAGGCGGCGGAGGAAGAGAGGGAAGCCUCCAACGGUAGCCUCAGCCUGUGCUUUUGUGCAUUAUUCUGAGAAUAAAUUUCUGUUUCAA
Talpa occidentalis (Iberian mole) is the source of this 1063-nucleotide messenger RNA. RefSeq names its product clathrin light chain A (gene CLTA). The coding region runs from base 137 to 793 and encodes 218 amino acids. The transcript has 5 exons. Gene Ontology annotation, biological process: clathrin-dependent endocytosis; clathrin coat assembly; intracellular protein transport. Gene Ontology annotation, molecular function: clathrin heavy chain binding; structural molecule activity. The record is from RefSeq and is a predicted model, not a curated record. NCBI's taxonomy places the organism in Eukaryota, Metazoa, Chordata, Mammalia, Eulipotyphla, Talpidae. Gene Ontology annotation, cellular component: plasma membrane; postsynaptic endocytic zone cytoplasmic component; synaptic vesicle membrane.